AUGCCUCGGCACCUCGUCAUCCGCAUGGAGCAGGCGAUGACGGCGGCCAAAUUCGUGCUGAAGGAGGCGGCGAAGGCGGAGCUGGAACGUACACGGGCGAGCGUCAUUUCCUACUUGAGAAACUUCCAGGAGUGGGCGAGCGUCGCCCCCGUGGAAGAUUUCGAGCUACGCAGCGCGAAGACUUGGGCAACCGCGGCGGCGCAUUCGCUUUCCAACAUGCCAUGGCGUUUCGUGAAUGCAACGAAAGGACCUGGCGCCCUGAAGGCGUGCGCCGAGUUCUUUCAGCAGGACCGCCCUGUCACGGAGCACACCAGAUUAUGCUUUGACAAUGCGUGCGCGAAAAUAUCCUCUGCCACGGGGGGCGCGCACCGUGGUGGGAGCAUCGAGUGCAUCCAGAAAGAAGCGAAGAACGACUGCUACAUCCACAUGGAAUGCCCCCUGUAUAACCACCUGACCUACGAGCCGCCCGAGGCCGACCGAAAGAACUGUUCGAUGGCGCUAAUGGCUGCGUUUGCGGGAAAUCCCGAAGGCCGUCGCAUGGUGCGCGCGAACGACAUCCUCGGCCUCCUGGGGCGGCAGGCGUCCACGACGACCGCGGCGCGUAGAGAUUUACUGAAGAACACGUUCUCGGGCGGAGAGUUCCCCGUGAGGCCGAACUACGGCAAGGUGACUCUAAUGGCCAACUUGCGGAACACCGCCUUCAACUGGGAGUGCAACAGUGCCCCGCACGUGAAGGUCCCCGACGCGCUCAAGCUCGAUUCCAUGACCAGGCGGACGGGGAUUGUGGACUACUUCUCCGCCUUCGAAGCAGACCCCGCGAAGGUGAACGUGCAGGAGAAGCGCUUUCAGGACGACCCCACGGUGUUCGGUUUGUUCACAUCUCCCUUGGGGAAGUACAUGUACCUGCGCGACGAGCUGUUCCCUUUCCUGCAUAAAUACGGGAUCGACAAGGUGCUGGGCUACCUUUCGCAGCCGUCAGAGAACCAGCUGAAGAGAGUGAAGUGCUUUGUUGCCGAUAUGGUCGGUGCGACGGCUCCGUGGGAGGACCCAGAAGCCGCCUUUUCGAACUCGAGCUCGACGCUGUUGCUCCAGCGCCUCUCAUUGGACCCGCAGCGGUUCGACGCUAUCGCGGCGUCACAUGGCAGGCCCCGGUAUUCUGAAUACCCCGUUGUAUUCGACUUGAUGCACUCGUUGCAAUAUGCGAAGGCAUGCGAGCCCAACUUCGCAGAGUUGACCGUGCAGUCGAACAACAAGCUGAUGUACCCCGUGGUUCCCACGCAGAUGAGCGAUGACGUCGUCAAGGGCACGUGCGACGAAGUCGUUCGCGAUCCGAUGGCGCUCCAGAACUACAUGGGUAACCUCGGAAACACCCAUCACGAGAAGGAGGAGAAAGCGACGCCGAGGAAGUAUUUGUCGUACCUGCGGACCCACGGCAGGGGGCUAUCCAACAUGGCGCGUGCCGUGGCUGGCGGCAACCAGACAUUCGACGUCGACUUCGCGAGCUCCUUCUCGUCCGUCAUCAAGGAGAUCGCCGACGCGGGCGAGGUGUCCACGCCCGAGCAGAUCGCGAAGAUUGCAACCGACCCCGACGGGCACAAGGACUUCCUGGCCGACUACUACAGCAUGGACGGGAAAGAAGUGAACCAGACGAUCUACAAGACUGUGUUCGGCGCCAAGCCGCGGGACGGCAACCCCCUCCUCUGGGCUGUUGCAGCGGAGUCGCACCAGCUCUCGGCCGAGCUCAUCGAUCUCCCCAGGUACUCUCACUUUGCCAGCAUGCACAACAACCGCCCGAACCCAGCGGCGCCUCGCCUGGCGGCAGUGUGCUUCGCAGAGGAGAACGAAUACUUGCAGCGCCUGGUUGAGACCUUUCAGUCGCACUUGCAGUCGUACAACGUACCGGUGCUAAUGUUCGACGGCGCGGUGGCCGACCUGAUCGGUGACUCCGCGGAGCAGCUGAAGCAGGCCCUGGGCACUUUCAACGCGUCGUCGCCUGUGAUGGCACGAGUGAAGCAGUGGCCCGCGUAG
Molecule: messenger RNA, 2028 nt
Organism: Prorocentrum cordatum
Lineage: Eukaryota; Dinophyceae; Prorocentrales; Prorocentraceae
Source: the annotation of a GenBank genome assembly